Thecamonas trahens ATCC 50062 is the source of this 908-nucleotide messenger RNA. RefSeq lists its product as uncharacterized. The transcript has 2 exons. Bases 1 to 762 code for a protein of 253 amino acids. The record is from RefSeq and is a predicted model, not a curated record. Lineage: Eukaryota; Apusomonadida; Apusomonadidae.
AUGCUCCAGAAACACAGGCAAACGCUGGUGUACGGCCUGGGUGUGGCCCGGGGAACGACGCUGGUGGCCUACGCCUCGCGGUUUGUGGGCACCUUGCGGAGCGAGCUGCCGCGGGUGCUGGAGACGGCAGCGCCCGAGGACGGAGGUUUAGGCGAGGGCGAGCCAGUGGUGUAUGCGCUGCAGGCAGAGGUAUAUAUGCACCUGCUCCGCUGUACAGACUCAUCGCUGGUGGCGCUGCUGGUGGCGCAUCCGUCGCUGCCACGGCGGCUGGCUGCGGCAGCACUGCGGAGGAUCGCCGGCCGCGCGGCGGAUGUUCUGGCGGCGGCGGGCGUUGCCGGCGGCUCGCUGCUGCCAAUGGAGCUGGAUGCACCGCUGGCCAAGACGAUGACCGAGGUGACGGCGCGACUCGCGGCGCUCCCGAUGCAUGUCUUUCGUGCUCUGCCGCCAUCGUCGGCGACGGGCGAGGAGCCGGUUUACGAUCUGGCCCCGGCACUGCUGGCGCGGAGCCGCAGCGAGCCGCCGUUUGUACUCGUCAUUGAGCCCGCGAUGGACAACGACGAGUCGUUUCUGCGGCUGCUGUGGCGGACCGACGCCGCCCGCAAGCGGUUCAAGCCGCCAUCGUUUGCCCGCCGCCAUCCUUACGUCAUUGUCGGCCUCUUUGCCUUGGUCAUUGUUUUUGGUCUGCUCAUCUAUGUCUUUGUCCUCGCGCCGCGGUACGGCUUCUCGCUCCUAGGCGAUAAGUCGAAAGACCACUCUGUGUGACACUGGUCCACUGCGCUACGGAACUGCGCCACCCACCAUCAUCCGCCGCAUGAGCAUCAGCUGGAUCCGUGCCUGAGGGUCACUGGCUACCACUCGACUCCACCGCUCUUCGAGCCCAACCGCCGUCUCCUGCGCGGCCGUCUGCC